Fulvia fulva is the source of this 771-nucleotide messenger RNA. RefSeq lists its product as uncharacterized. The transcript has a single exon. The coding region runs from base 1 to 771 and encodes 256 amino acids. The record is from RefSeq and is a predicted model, not a curated record. Lineage: Eukaryota; Fungi; Ascomycota; Dothideomycetes; Mycosphaerellales; Mycosphaerellaceae.
AUGGCUGGGAAACCAUCUCCCCUCCUUAACCUUCCCGCCGAGCUACGAAUCGAGAUCUAUCGUCUGCUCCUCGAGAGUCCCGGAGAGUUGCCCGUCGAUUACGCCGACAAGUACUUCUCUGGGCGAAAAUACAUCGACCUAGACCGCCCAAAACUUGCCGCCCUGAGAACUAACGAAUGGCUCAAGCGAGCAAUGAAUCCCACAGGCCUCGGCGAUCAAGUACUCCGUGUAUGCAGGCAGACAUACCACGAAGCUCUCCCAAUUCUCUACGCGAACAACAACUUCUUCUUCCAGCAGGGGAAGGUCUCUGCGACACAAUGGAUCAACAGCAUCGGGCCGGGCAGACACUUUUUGAAGCAUGUUCAUAUCCAGAAUGCUGAUCGGGUUAGACUUCUGGGAUGGAAUGCGCUGCCGCUGAGGCUGCAGCGGACGGGUCUGGAGAGCUUGUCGCUUGGAGCAUGGCUAUGGUGUGAUCUCGGACCGGAAAUUGUGAAUGUCAGGUUUGCAGCGUUGGUGAAGCAGAUGCAUGAGAAGGCCGUCAAGAAGAGGAAUUGCACUGGCAGUGGGCCAAGUAGGAGUGAUGUGCUCAUGUUUACUAGUGAUGAGCAUUUUGAUCGCAUGGGGCAUGUGGAUCGCUCUUGCAUCACGAUCAUCUCUUUGUGCAACUCUACGAGGCCUCGAUCACUUCGACGUUACCCAACAACCAUGCGGCUUGCGUGGAUCAGGCACUCGAUCUGGUCCCUCUCUAAUCUGCAGCUACUUCUCGACUAG